AAAACAGCUGUUACGAACACUUCAAAAAUUUGUACUUGUUUUAAAGUAUAACCUAAUUUAAAAUAUAUGUAAAGAAAACAUAUCUUCCAGAAAAAUGAAUGACGAGAUUACUCCACCAGAUCAUAAAAAUAAUGAAGAAAAAGUUACUAAAGUUCGAAACUUAGCAGAUCUUCAACGAAUGAAAUUAGAAAAAUUAAUGAAAAAUCCUGACAAACCAGUUAUAAUACCUGAAAAACCAAAAACAAAAAAUGUUCCACCAGUCCCAGAUUUUGUUCGAAAUGUUAUGGGAUCUAGUGCCGGAGCCGGUUCGGGUGAAUUUCAUGUUUACCGACAUUUACGUCGCAAAGAAUACGCUCGACAAAAAUUCAUCCAAGAGAUGAGUAAACGUGAACAAUUAGAAUUCGAAUAUCAAGAAAAAUUAGAAAAUAAUCGUAGAUUAGCUGAGGAAAAAACGGCUAAAAAACGUGCAAAACGAUUGAAGAAAAAGGCGAAAAUGAAAAAUAAAAAACGGAAAACAAAUAAUCAACAACAAAAAAUUGAGAAAAGUGAUUCGGAAAGUGAAAGUGAUUCUGGAAAUGAGGGCACUGAUGAAGAAACUGAAAAACUAGAAAAACAGGAUGAGAAUAAAGUAAGAGGCGAAUCGGAAGAGCAUGAAAAACAAGAGAGCAAAGAAGAAAGUGAAAAUAAAGUAAGUAAUAAAACAGAAGCGCCUUCAAAUUCAAUGGAGGAAAAAGAAGUAGCUUCGACAGAAUCUGACAAUGUUAAAAGUGUACAUAAUACGAUUUCGAAAGUAGAAAAAACUUCGAAUGAACCCAAAGUUGAAGAAAAUUUACCUGAAUCGAAGAAUGAAAUUGAAGUAGAAUAGCUUUGUGUGUAAGAUAUUUGUAAGAUAUCACAAUAAAUAAUUAUAAUUUCUCAUCUCACAUGA
Chrysoperla carnea is the source of this 928-nucleotide messenger RNA. RefSeq names its product PRKR-interacting protein 1 homolog. Gene Ontology annotation, cellular component: nucleolus. The transcript is spliced from 2 exons. The coding region runs from base 95 to 865 and encodes 256 amino acids. Lineage: Eukaryota; Metazoa; Arthropoda; Insecta; Neuroptera; Chrysopidae. The record is from RefSeq and is a predicted model, not a curated record. Gene Ontology annotation, biological process: negative regulation of protein kinase activity. Gene Ontology annotation, molecular function: double-stranded RNA binding; protein kinase inhibitor activity; protein kinase binding.